This is a messenger RNA of Anas platyrhynchos (mallard), 4182 nucleotides long. It is a transcript of the gene DENND2A, whose product is annotated as DENN domain containing 2A. Lineage: Eukaryota; Metazoa; Chordata; Aves; Anseriformes; Anatidae. The record is from RefSeq and is a predicted model, not a curated record. Gene Ontology annotation, biological process: retrograde transport, endosome to Golgi. Gene Ontology annotation, cellular component: actin cytoskeleton.
UGGAAUAAAACCACCGACCCGCACGGAGAAAAGCCUCCAGCAGAUGGGCCCGCGCCUCCCCACGGGCUCUCCACGCGGCCGGCUUCGCGUGCUCCGCUGGCCGGGUCCCGUGGGGGGCUGCGUGAUGGCAGAGCAGGGUGAGAGGCAGCAGGAAGGACGCUAGAGCAGUGACCUGCUGCCCGGCUGUGUGCUGACAUGAUGACAGCUAGCAAGGCGGCCGAUGUGAGCAGCAAGACUGAAAGCAGUGUCUGCAAGUCCACUGAGAGGAUCAAGCUUGCGGAUAAAAACAAUACGGCAGCUGUGAAGAAAUUAGAAAGACUUCUGUGUGGAUUUUCAAGUGAGAGAUGUUCUGAAGGUGCCUCUGUCAGCCUGAGUUUAACGCCUGAAGCUGAACCAGUUUCUUGUGUGGUGAAGAACCCACUCGGAGCCUUGGAGAACUUGAUGCUGGAUCCCAAACUAGACUGCUUUCAGCAGAACAUGCUUAGUCCCAAAAUGAUCAUCAGCGACCCGUCUGUGGAUCUGAAUGUUAAAGAAAACAGUAAAAUCAUCAGGAGGCAGAUAGGAGGUACUCAGAAUAUACGGUCACCUGGAAAAAUUGGCUUGAGGAAUAAGUCCUUUAGCAUUAAGGACAAAAUUUCAGAGUGGGAAGGGAAAAAGGAAACACAGUCUGCUCCUCGCCGAGAGGAGGAGCAAGGAGCUAAAGAGGAGCACAAAAUACCCUGUGUAGUUGAGAAGACGAGUGGAGAAGCACUGGUGACUCGGAAAGUGGAAGCCAAGAGGCUUACGAGCUGGGAACUGGAGUGCAAAGGGGCAGGCAAAGAGAAUGAGCGGAAAGCAGGAACUCCAAAAGGGCAGGGAGCAGAGCGAAAGGGGGAAACAGAGAAGGAUGGGGAAGUGGAAUCCGGCAUUGGAAAAUGCAGGGAAGUGAAAGGUGGGAAGUGGGAGGUGCAGAAGGAGAACGUUUCAGUGCUUAGUCAGGUCAAGAAGCUAGAGCAGGCUUUGAAAGAUGGCUCAGCAGAGCUGCAGCCGCAGUUGCCUGGUACUUACUACUCCCCACAGUGCCUGCAGGAGAAGGCAGCACAAGGACACGCUGCUCCAGAGGGCCAUGAGAGCGUAUGUGGGGCUGAGCUCAACAAAAGACUUCUUGGCUUGGACUCUGAAAUCAAUGAGCCAAUUUUUGGGACUCUGGAAGAGGUAAGAACUCCUCACACGAAAUCCAAGGACUGCAAUGUGGAAAAUGUCUACACAGAGCCAGGGGUGCCGGAGAAGAAACCCUUUAUCAACCCGCUGCCAAAGCCCCGUCGGACUUUCAAACACGAGGGGGAAGAGGACUGGGUGCCAGCAGCUAGGAAUAAAAGGAACUUACCCCCUCUGCCAUCUAUUCCUCCUCCUCCUCUCCCCUCCUCUCCGCCCCCGUCAGCCGUCAGCAGGAGGCUCUGGAGCGGGAAGCACAAGAACAACGCUGACCACAGGAAGUCCUAUGAAUUUGAAGACUUGCUGCAGUCAUCAUCUGAGAACGGCAGGGUGGACUGGUACGCGCAGACCAAGCUGGCCCUCACACGCACUUUAUCUGAGGAGAACGUCUACGAAGACAUACUGGAUCCACCAUCGAAGGAAAACCCUUACGAAGACAUUGAGACCAACAGCCGCUGCUUGGGGAAGAAAUGCGUCCUGACCUUCCCAGCAUCCCCCACCUCUUCAGUGCCUGGGACUCCCACUAAGUUGCUUUCCAAGCCCAUUUUUUUCCGACAAAACUCAGAGCGGCGGAGUUUCAAACUGCCAGACAUACGGAAACUGAGCCGCGAUGGAACUGGGUCGCCAUCCAAAAUCAGCCCUCCCUCUACCCCCAGCAGUCCAGACGACACCUUCUUCUCCUUGGGAGACCCUCAGAACGGCAAGAGGAGAAGGAAGAUUCCCAAGCUUGUGUUGAAAAUCAAUGCCAUUUAUGAGGCACGGAGGGGAAAGAAACGUGUCAAGAGACUAUCGCAGUCUACAGAGAGCAAUUCAGGGAAAGUUACAGAUGAAAACAGUGAAUCAGACAGUGAUACUGAAGAGAAACUCAAAGCUCACAGCCAGCGCCUGGUCCACGUGAAAUCUCGCCUGAAGCAGACCCCGCGGUACCAAACCUUGGAACGGGACCUGAUCGAGUAUCAGGAGAGGCAGCUGUUCGAGUACUUCGUUGUGGUGUCGUUGCACAAGAAGCAGGCCGGAGCCACCUAUGUCCCUGAGGUUACCCAGCAGUUCCCACUGAAGCUUGAACGCUCGUUCAAAUUCAUGCGUGAGGCAGAAGAUCAGUUGAAAGCUAUUCCCCAGUUUUGCUUUCCUGAUGCAAAGGACUGGGCCCCCAUCCAUCAGUUUGCCAGUGAGACCUUCUCAUUUGUCCUGACGGGGGAAGAUGGAAGCAGGCGUUUUGGAUACUGUAGGAGGCUGCUGCCCAGUGGGAAAGGGAAGCGCCUCCCAGAAGUUUACUGCAUCGUGAGUCGCCUCGGAUGCUUCAAUCUCUUCUCUAAGAUCCUGGAUGAGGUUGAGAAGAGACGGGGCAUUUCCCCAGCCUUGGUGCAGCCUCUCAUGAGGAGUGUCAUGGAGGCGCCUUUCCCAGCCUUGGGCCGGACAAUUACAGUCAAGAACUUCUUGCCGGGCUCAGGAACAGAGGUAAUUGAGCUGCGGCGGCCUCUUGACUCCAGACUUGAGCAUGUCGAUUUUGAGUCCUUGUUCACAUCCCUCAGCGUGCGGCACCUGAGCAGGGUCUUCGCCUCCCUGCUUCUUGAAAGGAGGGUGAUCUUUAUCGCAGACAAGCUCAGCACGCUCUCCAAGUGCUGCCAUGCCACGGUGGCCCUCCUGUACCCCUUCACCUGGCAGCACACCUACAUCCCCGUGCUGCCACCGUCCAUGAUCGACAUCGUGUGCUCGCCCACCCCCUUCCUCAUCGGCCUGCUCUCCAGCUCCCUGCCCCGCCUGAAGGAGCUCCCGGUGGAGGAGGUCCUCGUCGUUGACCUGGUGAAUAACCGGUUUCUGAGGCAGAUGGAAGAUGAGGACUCCAUCCUGCCCAGGAAGCUGCAGGCCGCCCUAGAGCACAUCUUGGAGCAGAGGAACGAGCUGGCGAGUGACAAGGAGGAGGGUGCUGUGAAUGGCAAGCAGGAGACCAGCCCGCUGAACGAGGUGGUGUCCGAGGCCUUUGUCCGUUUCUUCGUGGAGAUCGUGGGCCACUACUCCCUCUUCCUGACCCCCGCUGAGCGCGAGGAGCGGACGCUGCAGCGCGAGGCCUUCCGCAAGGCCGUCUCCUCCAAGAGCCUCCGCCGCUUCCUGGAGGUCUUCAUGGAGACGCAGAUGUUCGGGGGCUUCAUCCAGGAGCGGGAGCUGCGGAAGCAGGGGGUCAGAGGUCUGUUUGAGGUACGGGCUCAGGAGUACCUGGAAACACUUCCCAGUGGGGAGCAGAGUGGAGUCAAUAGGUUCCUGAAGGGACUAGGUAGCAAAAUGAAAUUCCUCCACAAAAAGUAAGCACGAAGCACGUCCUCGCUCCGCAGGAGAGAAUGGCCUUACCAUUCAGCACCCGAUCAGACAUACCAACGCCCCCGUCCCGCCUGUUCCUGGGGGCCAGCAGCCUCGGGCGAGCUGACCGCGGCCGGGAUGCACGCACAGACGUGCGGUGCCAUGGGAGGAUCCGAUGGCUGCGGCGCUGCCGGGACAGGUCUCUGGAUAUCCACAGUACCAUGCACUGGACCAAGCACUCUCUGAACUCUGCGCUAGCACGUUGCAGACAUCCCAGCGGAUCGGAUCUCUUAGCUAGUCAAAUUUUUGGUUCUGUUGUAUUUUUUUCUAUUUAUAUCGGGGUUAGGACGAAUAUUAACCGAUGCCUCUUGCCCUGCCUCCUCUCCGCCUGGUGCUGCAGGAGGCCACAGUGGGACUCCGCGAGGCUGAGCUGGCAGAGCUCCGGCACCGAGGAGGGGAGGAACAGAGGAGUGUGGCCGUGGGUCUCUGCAAAGCGAGGACACUGAGAACUGCAGGGCUGAUGUGGGCUGACCAGGAGGAGCUUCGGAGCAAGCGGAAGGGCUGAGGGGGAACCACUAAACCUACUGAGGACUCGAUCGUCCAGCCAGCCACCGGGCCGGCUGCGCCAGGGGGUCCUGGCGAGGAGAGGCCUUUCCUUAUGCAAUGUAAUUAAAAACCAGUGGUGUAAAAGGC